AUGAUCCAAGAAAGUAGUCCAGAUGCCUUAGCAGCAGCAGCAGCAAUUGGAAAUGCGCUCAGUUAUAAUGGGAGGACCGUUGACAAGAGUAAAAUACCGCAAUACAAUCAGAGUUUUACCUCUCGAACUACGUCAAUCGCAGGGAUUAAUAGGUAUACAAUGCUCUCGAAUUCUAGGACUAACUCAAGGAUGCUCUUAAUGAAUGGUAACGUUCGCCAAUACUCUAAGCGCACGUCGAGUUUGCCAAACCAAGGACAUAAGAAUACCUCUAAUAAUUCGGCGGGGAGAAGGCAACACAGGGCUCACGAGGAUGCAGAAACCACGUUUCGAGAAUUUGGAGGCAAGCAGUCAUCGAAGGUUUUAAACAUUUCAAGUUCGACUGGUCAGAAUAGUAAAUCAAGGACCACAUCACUUGGGAACUCAGGCAGCACAAUAAGGACGAUAAAAAAAUACAUACCAGGCCCUAGGGGGUUAAUGGCUGUGGAAGUACCCGUGGAAGUAGAGCCUCCUAGAUACAGUCUGAGCAACCGCUCAAACCAACGAGGUGGUAGAGCAUAUUCUUUGCCUACUCGAAACAACAAAACUAGUCUAAUGCAUAGGAAUAAAACUACUAAGAAAGCAGGAUCACAAGAGAAAAAAAGUGAAAGCGGCGGUAAAUCAAAAAACGAUUAUCAUGGCAAAGUAUUAUCUAAAAUGCAUACUACAUCAUUAAAGCAACGGCAUAACAAUGUUCCAUUAAUACCAACAACUAUGAACGAGGAAACGGAACAAGAACUGCAAGAGGAUCUUCAUGAUCCUUUAGAAUUUAAACCCAUGAUUAUAUCCGAUGACGAAAACUCUUUUAUUGAACCCAGCGUUCUCGAUCGUAGCAUACCCAAAAAAGAUAAAAGUGGUCUCAGUGGACGUGAGAAAAAGGAAGAAAUUGAAACAUUGCUUAAAGAGGUUCAUAGCUUGGAGGAAAAAAUAUCAAAUAUCGAAAUAGCAAAAUUGAACGAAGAAGAAAGGGAACAAAGCUUAAUUUUGGAAUUGCGAAAAGUUAAGCUAGAUGAAGAACGGAGAAUGGAGUUAUUGAAAAGAGAGCUAAAUAUAGUUAAGGAGAAUGCCGACCUUGAAGCCCAAGAAUUAAAACUAAUUGAAAGCAAAAGAAAACAACACUUUCACAAAGGACAGGAAGUAGCAUCCGAGGUCAAAUCGAUCACGAUUCGUCAACCUACUUUAUCAGAACCUAAGCCUGCCUAUGUACCUCCGGAAGACGUGGAGAAAGAGCCAUCAACUCUCUCCAAUCAAACUCAGAAUAUUGAAAAUGCAGAGAAUAUCGAUUCUGUUGAUGCCGAAGGAAAUUUAGUAGAUCCUAUUCUUCUCGGCUCUUUAAACAAUUCUAACUUCCACAUGAAUUCAGAUAACGAAGUGAGGUGCAUUGCAGAUUCAAACAGUCUCACUGGCAGCGAAUUAUCCGAUUAUAAUUAUAUAGAAGGCUCGGCAACUGAUCUUCGCGCUACUGCAAAGACAAGUGUGGAGUCUGAAAUAGGCGGAAAUCAGGUUGGACUAAAAAUUCCGCAAGAUGAUGAUAGUGAAAAACAGGAAGAACGUACAAAGGGAAAAAAGUCAGGCCUCGUCGAUACAAAUUGCUUUUUAGUCCAAAAAGAAGAUCAAGAAGAGGCGCUUUCCGAUAAUGAACCGGAAAGUUCUGAAAAAUUCCCUAGCACUUCUGGGAUCGAGAACGUUAAACUGGAGGAUGAGACUGGUAGUGUUAUGGACAAAAAUAAUGGACCCAACAAUGACAAGGACGAUGAUGAUGACAAAGACAAUGAUAAUGACGAUGAUGAUGACAAGGACGAUGAUGUUAACGAUGAUGACAAGGAUGAAAAUGUUGACGAUGAUGAAAAUGUUGACGAUGAUGAUGACGAUGAUGAUGACGAUGAUGAUGAAUAUCAUGAUUCUUAUGACGUGAUAAUGAGAGAUCCGGUUCAAAUAGAACAAGAUAUAUCUGACGUGCCUUCAUUAAAACACCCUUCAGAAUAUUCUACCGAGACAGAAGAUAAUAAAAAGAAGGAACAAAAUUCUGAAAAUGCAGAAGUUAGUCAGUCCGGAACAAACAUGGCCAAGUAUUUACGUGGUGCUAAUCCUUACCUCACUAACACAAGUUCAGACACUUUCAGCCUAGAUUCCGAAAACGUGAACUCCAAGUCCUCCACGGAUACCACAAGAGUUGCACCUGACCUUUUGAAAAGCUCACUACAACCACAACUUAGAUCUGAUUUGAAACAAUCAGCCGUUCCAUCAAGUACUUCCUCGUCCAUUUAUUCGAUAGAAACGUCUCCAAAUAUUGAUUCCUCUACAGGGAAAACUGCUUCCAAUACGAAAACGAACAGCCAUGGCCCUCCGACGAGUAUUUCAAAACAGAAAUACGAUCAAUCUAGUUCUCAUCAAAUACCCGUGAUGUCUCCCAAGCGUCUCGACGAUAAAAGAAAAAUCACCAAUCGUUCGUGCCUAAGAACUCUACGUGGUAGUUCAAAUGAGGCUACUCUUUCGCAUAAUAUAGUAUAUCCAGCUUCUGACUCAUCUUCAUCCCCUCCAUAUCAUAGCAAGAAGCCAUCAAAUCCUCCAUCAUCUGGCAACUUGGCUUCACACGAGGCGUCCAAGUGUUUUCCAAAAGCUCCUCAGGCGAGCACAACAUCGAGACGAUUGCCUGAUCAUGUCCCUCUAUACAUUGAUAAAAAUAAUAGUGCACUCUACCCCAAAGAACCCCCCGCCAGGAAGUCUAGUUUUGAGAAGGAAAGACCUGCGAAGGAUAACCUAGGAUUUAGAAGCAUGUCUUUGAGAGAGCCACUUAUCACAAAGAAUGCUACAGCCACAGCAGCAGAGAACCUGGAUGUGGAAGAAAAGAAGGAAAAAGGAGGUCAUGUCUCAAGAAAAUCAUGGACUUUUGGUUUGCCCUCUCCGCUGAAAAGGAGAACAAGUCAUUCUACUCAUACCACGAACGAAACAGAGAUAGUUAAUCCCAUGACGAACUUCAAAAAUAAGACCAACGAAAACGAUAUGCCAAUAUUAGCAAAUAAAAAGAGCUGCAACAACGAUGAUUCUUCCCCUUACACUGCAUCAUCCAUGAACACUAAUGACGUAAGCGAAGCUGGUACAGAAGGCCACCGGUUUUCAUUAUUCGGAAAUAAAAGCCAAUUGUCAAAUAGGAACAUAUCUGGUGGAACAGCCACUUUGGAGUCAUCAAAUCCUGACCUGCCUACAGCCUUACCAUUAAGCGUUCCGGUGACUAUCAUUGAUAAAAAUGGAGAGAUACACAAGCUUCAUAACGAUGAUGCAGCUAUAAAAGAUAAGUCGCAUGACCGUCACGGUCACAGUAAAUUCGGUAGGAAACUGAAAAAAAUUUUUGGCAGGAAAUGA
Molecule: messenger RNA, 3399 nt
Organism: Saccharomyces cerevisiae S288C
Lineage: Eukaryota; Fungi; Ascomycota; Saccharomycetes; Saccharomycetales; Saccharomycetaceae
Gene: SEG2
Product: Seg2p
Exons: 1
Coding region: 1-3399 (1132 amino acids)
Cellular component (GO): plasma membrane
Source: RefSeq, marked reviewed